This is a messenger RNA of Rotaria sp. Silwood1, 642 nucleotides long. Lineage: Eukaryota; Metazoa; Rotifera; Eurotatoria; Philodinida; Philodinidae. The record is from the annotation of a GenBank genome assembly.
AUGUCGGCUCAACUCAAUAAAAAUCAAGAAUUUUUAGCCAAUUGCAUGUGGCAAAGAAAUUUAUCUACUGUUCGAGAUAUUACCAUCAAUUUGGAAAAUAUUUUUGAUAAUUCAUUUAAAUUAUUAGCUGAUCUUUUAAAUAAUUAUAAACUAGUCAAUGAUACAGAUCCAGUUGGACUUCUUUUGUCAUUAUUUACUUGUAUUGGUCAUUUUUGUGAUCAAUCUACCGUUAAUAUUAGAAACCACAUUACCAACUUAAAUAUUUUUCUUUUAUUGAUUGGACCAUCAGGUUGUGGAAAGUCAAAGAUUAUUUCACCCAUCAAAAAGGCAGUUAUUGAAACGAUUAAAUCUCUUGGUAUUUCCAAAGAUGAAGCAGGCGUCAUUGAUGAAUUUACAACUGCUUCAUUAUCAGCUAAACUGGCUAAAUCAAAUGCUUUUAUUAUUACUGAUGAAGCAGAAAAACCAUUAUUAUCAUUGGGUUUUUAUUCUCCGCUAUCAGAAGGAAGUGCUAGUGACAGAAUAUCUGGAUGCAAAUUUUUUGGCACAAUACCAACAACUAAAGAUACGAUGACAUAUCAUUUAGAAAUUGCAUCUCAUUAUCAUUUGUUGGCGCAACUACUGGUCGUUUAUGGUAUCGAUUAA